Molecule: messenger RNA, 2319 nt
Organism: Talaromyces atroroseus
Lineage: Eukaryota; Fungi; Ascomycota; Eurotiomycetes; Eurotiales; Trichocomaceae
Exons: 2
Coding region: 1-2319 (772 amino acids)
Biological process (GO): tRNA splicing, via endonucleolytic cleavage and ligation
Cellular component (GO): nuclear inner membrane
Molecular function (GO): GTP-dependent polyribonucleotide 5'-hydroxyl-kinase activity; ATP binding; RNA ligase (ATP) activity
Source: RefSeq, a predicted model, not a curated record
AUGGCGAUGCAAGAUCCCCAUGGUGUGCGCAUGCUCGUGCAGAGCUUGGAGGCUGCCAGCAAAAAACGCGGCAAACCGGAUGGAAAGAAGGCCUUCAGCUGCAGGAAGUCAACCUUUGUCGUGGCCGGAGCUGAUAACGUCUCCGUAGACUCGUGGCGAUUUAUGGACUGGGAUUACAAGAGGCCGGACUUGCCAACCUACGCUCGUGGGCUCAAACAUUCAACCGGCAGCCGAAGCGAUGUUCCACUGAGUCAUGCACAAGCAGGCGAGCAAUGGGUGGAGAGACAUCUCAGGAAAGUCGGAAAAUCAGUCAAAGAGCUUGCCCUCGAACUACGGAAAAUGAAUGCAACUGCUGUUGGCGAGCUCUGUGAUGACCGCUUCGAGGAACAUGUACUUGCCUACGAUGAAGCAGCUGCUGGGAUUUAUCUUCAUGGAAUUAAUUUCAACGUCCCAGAAUUUGCAACUCUCCCUAGCUCCGAGGUACAUAAAUUCGCCGACCAAUGGGGAUUCAAGAAGGCCGAGUUUGUGGUCAUGGAUGAUAUCCGGGCAGUCAAAGAAUUCUUGGACAAAUGCGCAGAAACCGGAUCAUGGAACAAUCGGGAUACCGAAGGCUUCGUCAUCCGGUGUCAGUUGGGCGAUGCUGCAUCUGGCAUCUACAGGGACUGGUUCUUCAAAUACAAGUUUGAGGAGCCAUAUUUGAUGUAUCGUCAAUGGCGUGAGGUAACAAAGGCGGUGAUUGCAGGGAAAUUACCCAAUAUCAGAAAGCAUAAGAAGAUUACCGAAGAAUAUCUGCUUUACGCUCGUCGGCAGUUGGCCAAGGACCCUAGUAUCGGUAAACUCUACAAUCAGAACCAUGGUAUCAUUUCUAUGAGAGAUGGAUUCUUAAAGGAGAGGGGACUGAAAGGUUCGGAAAUUAUUGCAUUGGAAAAUGAAGGCGAGCUAGAGUCUGAGGAGAAAACGGCUAAGAACUUUGUCCUUGUCCCUAUUGCAUCAAUCGGAUGCGGUAAGACAACUGUUGCUCUGGCGCUGGCAAGGCUUUUCGACUGGGGCCACGUUCAGAAUGAUAACCUGGGCCAGCAGAAGAACAAGCCGAAAAAGUUUGCCUUACAAGUAACGAACACGUUAGCUAGCAAACCUGCUGUCAUAGCAGAUCGCAAUAACCACCAGAAGCGUGAGAGAGCUCAGAUUAUGGAUGACGUGACAGCGGUUGUUCCAAACGCGAAAUUCAUUGCGCUUCAAUAUGUACACGAGCCGAAGGGACUGUUGUUAGAUCAUAUACGGAGUGUUACGAGAGACCGUGUGCUUUCACGUGGCGACAACCACCAAACUAUUCGAGCUGGAAGCAAGGACUCUGGCGAAGUGAUUAGGAUAAUGGAAGGAUUCUUGCAACGAUUCGAAGCAGUGGAUACAGAUCGGGAGCCUGACAUGUACUUCCAUGAAGUUAUCGACCUGGAUAUUGGAGAUUCUUCUCGUGUCAACCUGGAGAAGAUCGUUAAAAAAUUGCACUCUGCUUUCCCAAAUCUCGUUAAGCGGGUCCCAGACAGUGCUGAGCUGGAUACUGCGAUUGCUUCAGCACUAAAUGACUAUCAGGUCGACACAGAUCUGAGUUGGACCUACGAUAAAAAGAACCAGAAGAAGGAGAAGACUCCUAUGAAAGACAGCAACGACAACAACAAGAUCAAAUCACCAGACCCUACAGUUUUGGCGAAGAAAAUCGAAUACUUAGGAAUUGUGGUUUCGCCCCCCGAAAUCCAACAACUACUUGCAUCGAUUUUCGCUAGCAACACAGCCGGGUCCAGCGAACGAAACAAACUCUUUGAUCAUCUCACAAGAUCGCAACGCAUCCAACCUAGUUUCCACGUCACAUUAAUUCAUCGUGCACACAGCAAAGAGCAUCCUGGGAUCUGGAACCAAUACACGGACCUUUACAUAGAACGAAUGAAUGAGCGCUUAUCCGAUGGUUCUUCAACAACUACCACGCCACCAAAACUGGCCGAUGCCCGUGUACGUGUUGAACGACUGAUCUGGAAUGACGAUAUCAUGGCCUUUGUGGUGCGAAUAUUAUCAACUAAUACAACCAACCCGGCCGACGGUGGCGACAAUACUUCUUCCUCUUCUACAUGGGCAUGCGUCAACCAUAUCCCACACAUCACAGUUGGCACGGCGAGUCCCGAGGUUAAACCCAAGCAGAGUAAUGAUUUGUUGCAAAAGUGGCUCGAGGUUGGGUCGGGAGGUGACACGGGGAUCUGGGAAGCUGAAGUAUCCGGCGUGAAAGUGCUUGAUGGUGCAAUCUUACCGGUUAUGAUGAGAGGAAAGUAG